AUGAAGGGCUCUCUUUUCACACUGGUGAUUACGGCUAUACAUGCCGCGGCCAUCGCGAGUUCAACAACACAUAUGGAGGCGCUCCAGGGCCGCCAGUCAGCUCCACUGGUUCCUAGUCAGGAUCCUUUCUACAGCACACCACCUGAAGGCUAUGAAAACGCUCGCCCUGGAGACAUUCUUCGUAUGAGGAAUACAACAUUAUCCUCAACUUUCAAUGCCAGCUCCGCAGCAUACCAAUUCGUCUUCCGCACCACCAACAGUCUCGGCCAGCCUCUGUGGGCCUUGAAUACGCUAUUCGUGCCCAAGACCCCCAACACUACUCACCCGGGAUUGUUGUCAUACCAGGUCCCCUAUAACACUGCCGACGUCGAUGCUAGCAUCAGCGUUUUGCUGUACGCCGAAGCCUCCGAUCUGGGGAUUAUAUUCACCGAUAUUCAACGAGCGCUCGACAAUGGUUUCUACGUGACGGUCCCCGACCACGAGGGUCCGCAUGCCGCCUUCAGCGCCGGUAUACUGUAUGGCCACGUGACCCUUGACAAUGUUCGUGCGUCUCUGGGCUACAUCAACAAUUCUGCAGCUCGAUAUGUCCUGUGGGGAUACUCUGGCGGGUCCUUAGCGAGCAUGUUCACCGCCGAGUUACAGAACACGUAUGCGCCUGAACUUCAAUUCGCCGGCAUAGCUAUCGGCGGCUUCGGCCGCAACGUGACAUAUAUUCUUGAGUAUCUCGACGGCACUCCGGGAGUGGGAGUGGUUCCGGGCAGCAUCAUCGGUACUCUACAGCAAUAUCCCGACGGCUACAGCUAUCUCCUCAGCGGCCUCAAGACAUCGGGACCUUCCAACUCAACAGGCUUCCUUGCUGCUCGGAACCUGUCCGCAGUCUCAGCUCUGCUCGGAUAUGCCGGCCAAACUGUCCUUGAAGACUACUUCGUCACUGGCCGACAGUUUCUCCUGGAUCCGGUGGUCAAGAAGAUCUUCGCGAAAGAAUGGGUCUUGGAAACCCGUGGGGCCUGGAACAUGCCCAUUUACGGAUACAAGACGAUCAACGACGAGUUUGUACCCAUUGCAGGAGCCGAAGAGCUCGUGGAUGAGUUCUGCGCUUCCGGGGCCAAUGUUCUGUAUGAAGUCAAUACAGUUGGCAACCAUCAAGACGAAGAGGUCAAUGGCGAUGCUUCAGCCUGGCGAUUCUUAGAGAGUGCUUUGGCAGGCGAGAAAGUCUUCUCCUCCAGGUACGCCACCCAUGGCUGCACGUACCGGAAUGUCACCAUCGGCAUCGAAGUCCAUCCACCCUUUACGCCUUUGGUUGUGUGA
Messenger RNA from Cladophialophora psammophila CBS 110553, 1308 nucleotides. RefSeq lists its product as uncharacterized. Gene Ontology annotation, molecular function: triacylglycerol lipase activity. The coding region runs from base 1 to 1308 and encodes 435 amino acids. The record is from RefSeq and is a predicted model, not a curated record. Lineage: Eukaryota; Fungi; Ascomycota; Eurotiomycetes; Chaetothyriales; Herpotrichiellaceae. The transcript is spliced from 2 exons. Gene Ontology annotation, biological process: lipid catabolic process.